This is a messenger RNA of Penicillium alfredii, 2268 nucleotides long. RefSeq names its product FAD-dependent oxidoreductase. The record is from RefSeq and is a predicted model, not a curated record. Gene Ontology annotation, molecular function: FAD binding. NCBI's taxonomy places the organism in Eukaryota, Fungi, Ascomycota, Eurotiomycetes, Eurotiales, Aspergillaceae. The transcript has 5 exons. The coding region runs from base 1 to 2268 and encodes 755 amino acids.
AUGGCCCCUUUCAAAGUGAUCAUUGUAGGAGGAAGCGUCGCGGGACUGACUCUGGCGAAUAUUCUGGAGCAAUAUGGCAUCGAGUAUAUUCUGUUUGAAAAACAUGCGACCAUAGCCCCGCAGCUGGGGGCCAGCAUUGCGAUUCUCCCGCAUGGCUCGCGGAUUCUGGACCAACUGGGCAUUUAUGAGUCCGUGGAGCCGAUGACUAUGCCGCUGAAUAUCUUGCAGGCUGUUGGACCUAAGGGUGUCCCUCUGGGUCGCAUAGAUUUAUUUGGUGAUUCUCUGGAGGAAAUACUAGGGUACCGGAUGCGUUUCUUAGACCGACAAAACCUUCUGCAAGCACUCUUCGAUAACAUCCAAGACAAAUCCAAGAUCCACACUUCAUGCCAAGUUUUCAAGAUAGACGACCUGAACGAGGGUGUGAAAAUCACCCUCAGAGAUGGGUCGACUUUUCAGGGAGAUAUUCUCGUUGGCGCCGAUGGAGUCCACAGUCGCAUCAGGCAGGAGAUCUGGCGGAUUGCAGAUUCAGAGACCUUGGGACACAAGCAAGCUCGAAUGAACCAACCCAUUGUGUGCAAUUACAAAGCUUUUUUUGGUAUUUGCAAGCGCCCGCAAGAAAUCCGGGAAACCUUCGGGUUCAAGACGUUUAACCAGGGCCGCUCUUACCUGUGCGUGACUGGACCUGACGACAAGAUGUACUAUUUUGGAUUUUUCAAAACUCCAGACACAAAUACGCUCGAAGAAAUCCCGCGAUAUACGGCAGAUGAUGCAAAUAAACUUGUUGCAGAGUAUGCGGACGAUGUGAUUUACAACGGUGUCACAUUGGGCCACCUCCAGGCCCGAAGUACGAAUUUGGCAAUGGUUCCGGUGGAGGAAUAUGUGCUCGAGAAAUGCUUUUAUAAGCGAGCUAUUUUAAUCGGCGAUGCCUUUCACAAGAUAAACCCGUUGAGUGGCCACGGCGGAAAUGCCGCCAUCGAGUCGGCUACUCUUCUCGCAAACCUGCUGAAGACUGCAUUACUACAGGGUUCUCCACCUGACAACAAUACAAUCCAGCAUCUGUUCUCGAAGUUUCAACGACAUAGGCGGCCUAGAACCAAGCGUCUCAUGGAGGGAACGCGGCAGCUGCAACGCUUAGAAGUAUUAGACAACCCAGUCCUCAAAUUCGUGCACCUCAACUUCACAUCCAAGCUCUCUGUCGAGGGGCUCACCCCGACGCAUGCAGAGGCAUCAUGCCCCGGCCCGAGUCUGCAGUUCCUGCCACUCAAGGCUAGACGAGGACUGGUGGCGUUUGAAAAAGAGGUGAAAGUACGCUCAAAGCGCCGGCCAGCUGCCACAACUAGGAUUUGGGCUGUUACGAUGCUUUUGACUGCUUUACUGAGACCUAUGAUGAGCAUAUACUUUCCAGGCCCGGAUUCGACUGGGGAGUCUUCGGGUGCACUGCAGGCCUAUAUUGGGAUGACCACUAUUGCGAUCAAUGGGCUAUGGGUGGUGGAAUCUCAUCGCUGGGAGCUCUUGAUCUCGCCUCGGUCCAGCGCUAUUCCAUAUGUCCUUGCUUCAAUUGCAUUUGGAUGGGAACUUGUUCUGCCCAUCUACUUCGCUUUACACAUUUACCAGAGCGCGUCCCGAACAUUCUACUAUCCCUUUCCCCGAACCAUCGACAGCAGGGUAGCGAAGGCGCUUCCGAUCGGAUUGCUGAUGGCUUAUACCAUUCCCGUGCUGCAAGCUGUGACAAGCCUGAGCCAAACAGAAGGACAAGGGACCCUGGUCAGUACCCAGCGGGCCUUUGCAUUUGCACAUCUCAGUCUACCGAUUCUUCUUCGCGUCGGCAAGUCCGUCUUCAAGAAGUAUUCUGUUGAGCCUUCAGUUGGUGUCUUGCUAUUUGGAAACCAGGAUUUGAAAUACCUAUCCCGGUUUUUCACGAUGGGUUUCCUUCUCACUAGUACGGUUCACCUAGUGUUUGUUAGCCAGGGAUUACCUUCUUUACUAUCUGAUAUAUCAGACUCAAAGAUUGUACCCUCGACGGAGGGGGUCCAGGUAGGAUGCCUGACCCUUACCGUUGUGGUCUGGUCUCUUUUCGUGGUGUGGGAUUUGCGCCGGGUGAAGAUAAUCAAGGGAUCUCUCCCCAUGAUGAUGCUUGGAGCGGCAGCUGGAUCUGUGUUUUUAGGUCCCGCGGCCGUGCUGGCUGCUCUUUGGGGAUGGCGGGAACAUGCUUGGGCACAAUCCAGAAUAGCGGACAAGCUGGAGUAUCAAGCAUCUCAAGGCUCAUAG